This is a messenger RNA of Telopea speciosissima, 1909 nucleotides long. RefSeq names its product putative transcription factor bHLH041. Gene Ontology annotation, molecular function: protein dimerization activity. The record is from RefSeq and is a predicted model, not a curated record. The coding region runs from base 46 to 1662 and encodes 538 amino acids. The transcript has 8 exons. Lineage: Eukaryota; Viridiplantae; Streptophyta; Magnoliopsida; Proteales; Proteaceae.
UCAUGAAGUAGCUUAGCAAGCAGUAGUAGUCCUUCCCCACCUCUCAUGGCCUCAGUCUUCUUCCUUGAUGAAGAAGCUCGAGCCCGCUUUCUUCGAAGCUUAGUUCAAUCCAUUGGUUGCACCUACGUUUGCUUAUGGUAUAAUUAUCCCCCUUCAUCCAACUACUUAAUCUUCAUGGACGGAUUUUACAAUGACCAAAGCAGCAACCAACCCAGUUCCUCAUUUGGCAGUUUUGCUAGGAGACACUUUGAUGAUUAUCGCCAAUAUCCAUACACCAUCGAUAAUGGCUAUGUUCCUGGACUUGCUUUCAAAGAAGGUCUUCCUUAUUUAGAGCUCAAAGAACUGGAGCUUCUUAGCAGAGUUUCAACUGAAACCCAAAGACAAUUCUAUCAGGAAGCCAGGAUUAAGGCUGCAGCAUUCAUGGGAUGUAGAAGUGGUGAGAUUGAGAUAGGCUAUUCCAACCCAACUGAGAAUAACAAGGAAAUGGAGAUGAGAAGGUGGUUUCCUGAUGAUUUCUAUCCUCAAUCUCAAUCUCAACAUGGAGAACUCCCUCAUGCACCAGAGCAGAACCUGCCUUCCUCUUCUUCAUCCUCAUUGAGAUCAUUAUCUAUGGGUAGUCCCUCUCCUGAGUAUUCAUCUCUUCUCUUCAACAUUCCCAGCACUUCUAACCUUCCUUUACCCCUCAAAGAAUCACUACCCAUUGAGAAACCAACAAAGCCCAUAUCAAUAGGCAUUCAGCCACAUCAGCAGCAGCAGCAAACCAUGCAACAACCCUACCAUGGGCUUCAUUGUCUACCGCCAUUCCAAAAUCCUGAAAAGGAUAUUGAUGCAGCCAUGACAAGAGCCAUUCUUGCUGUUAUAUCUUCCUCUUCAACUUCUUCUUCUUCAUCUUUUCUAACCCAACAAAAUCCAUCCCUCAAUUACCCAGUACGCAAUCAAGCAACUGCUUUCAAGUCUUACAACCCAUCACUAGCCCCCAAAAUCCAAACAAAACCCACUUCAAUCAAGAGGCAAAAUAUGCUGAAGCGUGCAAUUUCCUUCCUUGCCAAUAUGAGAUUAAAGAUGCUUCAAGAACAAAUGCAAGGAACUCGCCCUAACUCAACUAGUACACAGUUAACCCAUAUGAUAUCAGAGCGCAAGCGGCGGGAGAAACUCAAUGAAAGUUUUCAGGCGCUUAGAUCAUUAUUACCUCCAGGUUUCAAGAAAGACAAGGCGUCGGUGCUCUCUAGCACUAGGGAUUACUUGCACAGUUUGAAAGCUGAGAUUUCGGAGCUGAAGAAAAAGAAUCAGUUAUUGGAAUCGCAGUGGCUUUCGCCAUCUGAAAGAAAAGCCGGCGAAGAAGUCAGUGAUUCUACUUGUUCAAGCACAGAAAGAGUGAAUAUUCAGGUUAUCCAAACUGCCGAGUCCACAUCAGGUGGGCAAGGGAUAGAGCUUAGAGUGAGUGUGAGAGGAGACUGUAAUAUGCUGGAUUUGGUCAUUCGCAUACUUGAAUUUCUAAAGAAGGUGGACAUGGGGUUGGUGUCAGUGGAAGCAGACACACAACUGCAACAGACGAUUCAACUCAACCGAUUUAUCAUAAGAUUUAAUACUAAGGGGAGUGAAUGGGACGAGUCGGCCUUCCAGGAAGCCAUUGCCAGGAUUGUUGCUGAUGUAAUUCGCUGACCAUCCACCCUGAGGGGCUUGACUUGGCCUUUUCCUUUUGCCUUCUUUUUCAUGGUUUUGGGAGUCCAAAGGCAACACCAUCACCACCACCACCGCAAGUCCACAACCACAUUACUCAGAUUUCCAUUCAUGCAUUCAAAGAUGGCGAACCCUUUUUUAAAAGGAAAUAAUUGAAAAUGAGGAAACCCAAAAAGUGAGGAGCAAAGCCCACCACAAAGACAGAGAGUUGCUUUCAAUCAUUCAAGAU